Messenger RNA from Atta colombica, 5508 nucleotides. Its product is annotated as breast cancer type 2 susceptibility protein homolog. The record is from RefSeq and is a predicted model, not a curated record. Gene Ontology annotation, cellular component: nucleus. The coding region runs from base 298 to 5508 and encodes 1736 amino acids. The transcript has 12 exons. Gene Ontology annotation, biological process: regulation of DNA-templated transcription; double-strand break repair via homologous recombination. Lineage: Eukaryota; Metazoa; Arthropoda; Insecta; Hymenoptera; Formicidae.
UUGUGCAAUACGAGAGGUUCGCGUGUUACAUGAGGGAAAUUCAAAACAAAGACAAAUAUUUCCACGUGAGAGAGUCGAAUAGUUGUCAAUAUUUGCAUUUGCGUGUGUGUCAUCGGACUGGCGGGGACCGAACGAUCGAUCAACUGCUGAUUCAUCUAGUUUUCAUCGGCUACUCUCACGGCUAACUUGCCCAACGUUUAACCACAGCCUCUGCAACAAACGAAUGGAAUACGGCGUAGAUAGAUUAAUGGAUAGGUAAACAAAUACAACGUGAGAACAAACGACGUUAACCCGACCAUGGAUCUAUCAGAGACUGACAAUGCCGAAGAUGACUCUGACGAAUUGUUCUCAGAUGAUGAACAAAAGAAGGAGAUUAGACAUAGAUCCAACAUCUGCCAGGAUACCUCAGUUUUAAGUCUGUCUGAGACACCUUUAUCGUUACUUGAUUACAGUCCCAGUAUGAUAAUGCCAACUGAUGCCAUAAUUCCAUCUACACCAUUGAGUCUGUUGCCAUUUCUAAAUAAAAUAAAUGAACAAUGGAGUAGUGACUUAGAGACCCCACAAGCUCAGCCUCAUAUGAUAUCAACCAUUAACGCAACAACAGAAGAAACACCUAGAGGUGAACAGCGUACACCCGAUGUUUCAAGUGUUAAAAGCGUAGAAAAAAUUAUUUCUGAUUCUCCUGUUAUUGCUUCUAAAGCGUCGCGGAGACGUUCGAAGCGUCGUAUAUUUAGAUCUUCUAUAUCUAUAGACCCAUUGGCUGUAACUGACAAUGAGGAUACUACUGCAAAUGUACAAGUAGAAACACCUAUUAUUUCUGACGAUGCUAAUUCUGUAGCACAAGAUGACACUACAAAUGCUGCAAUAUCUACUUCUCUUGAGACUGUUCUUAAAGAUGACGAACCAAAAGUUUUCGGUAAAAAUCAAGACACAUGUAAUGAUGAGGAAUCAAAAAAUGUUACGAAUGAUGUACCUGAUAAUUUAAACACAUCCACGCAAGAGUUCUUUAGCAAUGUCUCAUUUAGUAAAAUAGACGAGUUAUGUUUGGACACUUUUAACAAUCAAAAAACAAUUGAGACUACUGUCACACAAUGUAACUAUGAACAGAACAUCGACAAAGAAAGGAACAUUGAGGAGGAUGAAAAUAUAGGGUUUGUUACUGCUUGUGGUACUUCAAUUAAUAUAUCAAAGCAAGCGUUAUUUAAAGCGAAGAGACUAUUCGCAGAUAUGGAUGAAUCCACCUUUGAUAUGAAUGAAAUGCAGACGAAGAAUUGUGAACCACCCACUAAAAGAAAUAAAUCUAAUGAAGAGAAAGAUAGACAUUUAUUAUUCUCUUCAUUCGUUAAUAACGUUUCCGUCAACAUUGCGAAAGAAGUGUUACCCAAACCGAAACCGCUUAGAAACAUAGAACAAUUGAAAAAUUAUGACAAAGUGUACACUGCAGAUUGUAAAAAACCACUUGUAAGUAAAAGUUCUAAUGAAGAAGUCAAUGAAGCUCCUAUUUUAUUAUCAACUGCUAGUGGCAAUCCUAUUAACAUAUCGAAGAAAGCGUUAUUAAAAGCAAAAGCAUUAUUAACGGAUGAUUUACCAUCCUCUUCAUUCGUUAAUAAUGUUUCCGUCAAUAUUGCGAGAGAAGCAUUAUCCAAACCGAAACCACUUAUAGAACAAUUGAAAAAUUAUGACAAUGUGUACACUGCAGAUUGUAAAAAACCACUUGUAAGUAAAAGUUCUAGUGAAGAAGUCAAUGAAACUCCUAUUUUAUUAUCAACUGCCAGUGGCAAUCCUAUUAACAUCUCAAAAAAAGCAUUGUUAAAAGCAAAAGCGUUAUUAGCGGAUGAAUCACACAAUAUUGAUGACGAUGAAUUAAUAAAAUAUUAUGAGAGAUCUACCGAUAACAAAUCUACAACAAUAAAAAUUAAGACCCUACCAUCAUUUUCUGCAACUAGUGGUAAAUUUAUCUUAGGAGAAUCACCGGUCAAAGCAAGAACAUUGUUCGCGGAACAUUUGGAUGAUACAGUAGAAGUAGUCGUUGCAGAGGAAACCAAUGCUUAUAAUAAAGAAACGAAAGGAUUAGAGAUAAAAAUGUCAAAUAUUAAAUUUAAAUCUCCUGGUAGCGCUGUUGGUAUUUCUGAACAGAUAUCGAAAGUAAAAAUAUUCGAUAAACAAUUGGAUGAUCAAGUGGAACCAGUAAUUGCAAAUAAAGUUAAUAAAAUCAACGAAAUAGAAAACAUGCAAGAGAUAAAAAUUCCAAGUAUUGGAUUUCAAACCGCUGGUGGAACAUACAUUGAUAUCUCAGAACGAGCGUUAUCCAGAGCAAAAGUAUUAUUUGCAGAAUUAGAUUGCUCUUUAGAAAUGGAUAUUAUUAAAAAUAGUGAUCGCGAUGAAGAAAAAAUUAAAAAACACGACUUGGCAAUUCCAUAUGGUGGAUUGCAAACUGCAAGUGGUCAAGAGGUACCGGUUUCGAACAAUGCUGCAUUAACAGCACGAGAAUUAUUCUCCAACGACUGCCUGGAUGAAAGUAAUCCUGACUUGGGGCGCGCAUCGUUGCAAAAGCGCAAACUAAGCGAGACUAAUGUAGACGGGAGCACACCGCAGGGCAGGAAUUACACGUCCGAAACGAAAAGGGCUCGUCUCAGCAGCGAAUUUCAAGGAAGAAAAUUAUUUUUUGAUAAUACGAGUAUUAGGACGAACAACGACGAAAAUCGAGAUCCUGAUAAAAAAAGGCAAGCCUCUUCUGUUGUAGAGUCCACCUCAGGAUCGCCUAAAACGGACUCAAUAGAAUCAACAGAAUCAGAAACAGCGGGUAGUCCUAUUAUAGGAAGGCAGUCCAGCUUGAGGAAGCGAAAGAGUUUAGGAUAUCAAAGGGAUGAAUCUAAUGCAUCGCGAGCUGAUAACAAGAUGUUAGAUAAUGAAAAUGCAACAUUGCAAGAGAAUGUUGUGCAAGGAAGCGCGACUUGUGGAAAGAUUGAGGACGAUAAAUUAAAUACGGAGGAACCAACGCAAGUCACGCAGGAAAAAGCAAAAGGCAAUAAUGCGGGAUUGAGCGAGUAUGGCAACACUCAAAUGAUGAUGGAUUUUAUUGAUCAAUCGACGAAGGUUUUACAGGAUCGCUUAGCAGCCGCGUUAGAACAGGAGGCGAUAAUCACCGCGAAAAGGAGACGAGCACAAUCGGAAGGAUCGAAGCAAUCAAUGGGUCACCUGUACCGUUAUAAGCAGAUUAAUUCUAACGCUCGUUUGUCGAUGAGGCAGAUCGGCGGUGGCGCACCGCCCAUACCGUGUUCCUAUCAGGAGCUUAUCGAUCGACGGAUAUCACCGAGAAUCCUGGAGAUCACCGCUGCGACCGCCGCGACAUACAAAUUCCGUUGCUCGGACUUUUAUGGGGACGACGUGGCACAUAGAAACGUUCGCGGAAUAGAGAUGGAGGACAGUGUACGUUUAAUCCUGGAUGAGAAUGGAUAUACGGGAAUCUGGGAGUUCCUCCGUGCAUUUCUUGCCAGUCCGGGUGUAGAUCCGAAUCUCGUUCCCGCACGCUGGGUCGAGAAUCAUUACCGAUGGAUCGUGUGGAAAUUAGCGUCGAUGGACCGAAUGAAGUUCGGUUCGGUCAAAUUACCCAGGGCAUUAACUCCUUCAUACGUUAUGGCACAAUUAAAGUAUCGGUACGAUCGAGAAAUCGACCGGUCUCAGCGACCGGCAAUAAGACGCAUUUUGGAAAAGGACGACGUUCCGUCUAAGAGAAUGACUUUAUGCGUGUCAUCUAUAAUAGAAAAUAAUAACGUAAGUAUGGAAAUAGGGAAGAGUCCGCGUAUAGGAGUUUCGAAAUGGAGAAUAGAAUUAACCGAUGGCUGGUACAGUACAAAUGCCUCUAUCGAUAUAGGUAUGGUGAAGAAUAUAUCAACUGGUAAAAUAAGAGAGGGCACGAAAUUGCUGUUGUCCGGCGCAGAAUUACUCAACUGCGACCAAGGUUUCUAUCCACUCGAGGCACCGGCUGACGUGUGUUUAAAAUUGCACACGAAUUCAACCAGGCGCGCACGAUGGGACACGAAAUUAGGAUACGCGCCGCGUUCGGGGCCGAUACCCAUCAAGUUACGUAACGUGUGUCCGAGCGGCGGUUUAAUCGGCAAAAUGACGAUUGUCGUCGCUAGAAUGUAUCCGAUGUUAUAUUACGAGAAAACUGCAUCCGGAGAUUCGAUUGUCAGAAACGCUAAAAGCGAAGAGAAAGCGCAAAAUAAAUACGAGCAGCAAUGUUGGUCCAAGAUAGAGUCGUUUUAUGCUCAAGCGGAGGACUUUCAAGGAAAAGGACUUUCUGGCGAAACUGAUGAUAUGGCAAUUCAACUGAGCGAAGAUUACGAAAACUUGUCUACGGAGGAAUCCGUCUCUAAGAAACGACAUGAUGAAUUGCUGCAAGAAUUACGACAGAAGGAGGAACGAUUCAAACAGAAGAUGCAGUCAAAAUUGCGCGAGAGCUUGCCGGGACCGCGACAGGUUUCUCAGUUGCUCAAAGUUCGCGUGUGUGAUAAAAAUGCGAAUGCCAUUCUUUCAGUUUGGUCGCCUAGCGAGGAGAUUGUCGAUGCUCUGAAAGAAGGCGCGUGUGUUUCGCUCUGCAACAUUGUGGCUUCCGGAAAGAGGGGUACCGAAUUGCAACUUACCGCGCGUCGGUCUGCAAUCUUUAAACCGGGAAGGAUGCGCGAUGCGUCUUAUCCCGCUAGAGUGUGCACAUCGCUAGACGAAAUAGCAAAUUCCGAGUUCGUUCCACCUUAUGGAGAGUUUGAUACGGUUGGUCUUGUCUGUUCAGUCGGUCCUGCUCCUUAUGGUAUGAGAGACUUUGAUGCUGUACAUUUGGCAUAUUGUAAAGCAGGUUCAAACGAAUCUUCGUACCUUUCAAUAUUAUUUUGGCAAGGAAUACCCAGUUACGGUUAUACAGAGAUUCUUACUGUCGGAUCUAUCGUAGCUUGCAGCAAUUUAGAAUGGCGGAGAGCCACUUCAUGGAAUAUCCCAGCAGCGUAUUGCACGGAUAGAAGUACUUUUACGCUCAAUCCUCGCCGAAAUCAUUUAUACGAAUCCUUCGAAAAUCUGCGAAACCGAAUCACGGAUCCAAUUAAGUACGCUGAAAGCUGCACUUUCGAGCUUAAUGUGGAAUUGCAAAAGAAGUCGACGCCUACUCGCUACUCGGCGGGUAAAAAUACUCCGAUUAAAAUGUACAGUUCGACGUCAAGCGCCGACAAAAAAUUGGUUGACUAUACGUCGCCGCUGGCGACGCCGAAAUUGGGAAUGGACAACCGCUUGAGUUUUAACCCAUCUAAUCCUUCGAUUAAGAAACGACUCGAAAAACUCCAACAAUACGGCGAGGCGCCCCAACUAUCUCCUAUUAUACUAAGAAAUUCAAAGAGGAUAUGUUUGGAUUUUCGAUCACCUAUCCUUCCCAUUUCAGAUAUAAACUCGACAAAGGAGACAACGAAAGCUAAUCAACCCGAGGAAUUAAAGUCCAGUAUCUCGGAAAAGCAUUCAUAG